AUGUCCGUCCUCAACACAUCUGAAAUUGAAAUCUCUACUUUCUAUUUGGUCGGGAUCCCAGGGAUGGAGCCUGCUAGCAUUUGGGUCUCCAUCCCCAUAUGUCUCAUGUACAUUGCUGCUAUCCUGGGGAACUGCACCAUCCUUCUUUUAAUAAAAACAGAGCCAUCUUUGCAUGAACCCAUGUAUUAUUUCCUCUCUAUGUUGGCUUUCUCUGACCUAGGUCUCUCUCUCUCCUCUCUCCCUACCAUGCUUAGGGUUUUCUUGUUUAAUGCUCCAGAAAUUUCUCCCAAUGCCUGUUUUGCCCAAGAGUUUUUCAUUCAUGAAUUCUCAGCUAUGGAGUCAUCCGUACUUCUCAUUAUGUCCUUUGAUCGCUUUAUUGCCAUCUGUAACCCCCUGAGAUACAUGGCCAUCCUUAGUAGUGCCAGAGUCAUUCAAAUUGGGCUUGCUUUUUCUCUGAAAAAUGUUUUGUUGAUCUUACCUUUCCCUUUCACUCUAAAGCAUCUAAGAUACUGUAAGAAGAAGCAUCUGUCGCAUUCCUAUUGCCUCCAUCAGGACGUCAUGAAGCUGGCCUGCUCUGAUAACAAGGUUAAUGUCGUCUAUGGCUUAUUUGUGGCUCUCACAGGCAUCCUGGACAUAACCUUUAUUUUCAUGUCCUAUGUGCUGAUUCUGAAGGCAGUGUUAAGCAUAGCAUCACAGAGGGAAAGGCUCAAGGUCCUCAAUACCUGUGUCUCCCACAUCUGUGCUGUGCUCAUCUUCUAUGUGCCCAUUAUCUCUCUAGCUGUCGUCUACCGGUUUGCCAAACACAGUUCUCCAAUAGUUAGGAUCUUUAUGGCUGAUGUUUUCCUGAUGGUGCCUCCAUUGAUGAACCCUAUUGUAUACUGUGUGAAGAGCCAGCAGCUAAGAAGUUUGGUCUUAGGGAAACUGUGCCAGAAGCAAAGCUGA
Marmota monax (woodchuck) is the source of this 942-nucleotide messenger RNA. RefSeq names its product olfactory receptor 51A4-like. Gene Ontology annotation, molecular function: G protein-coupled receptor activity; olfactory receptor activity. Gene Ontology annotation, biological process: G protein-coupled receptor signaling pathway. Bases 1 to 942 code for a protein of 313 amino acids. The transcript has a single exon. The record is from RefSeq and is a predicted model, not a curated record. Gene Ontology annotation, cellular component: membrane. Lineage: Eukaryota; Metazoa; Chordata; Mammalia; Rodentia; Sciuridae.